This is a messenger RNA of Saccharomyces mikatae IFO 1815, 1167 nucleotides long. RefSeq names its product Mig3p (gene MIG3). The transcript has a single exon. Gene Ontology annotation, cellular component: nucleus; cytoplasm. NCBI's taxonomy places the organism in Eukaryota, Fungi, Ascomycota, Saccharomycetes, Saccharomycetales, Saccharomycetaceae. The record is from RefSeq and is a predicted model, not a curated record. Gene Ontology annotation, molecular function: RNA polymerase II cis-regulatory region sequence-specific DNA binding. The coding region runs from base 1 to 1167 and encodes 388 amino acids.
AUGAGUUCCAUACAAAACAGCUUUCCUGCGGAUAACGACCAAAGACCCUUUAGAUGUGAAAUCUGCUCACGCGGAUUCCAUAGAUUAGAACAUAAAAAAAGGCAUGUAAGAACACAUACUGGUGAGAAGCCCCACAAAUGUUCCUUUCAAAGCUGUCCGAAAAGCUUCAGUAGGGGCGAUGAGCUGAAAAGACAUUUGAGAACUCAUACUAACACUGUCAAAAAACGGUCGCGCAGAUUAAAAUCCAAGGGUUUGCAGAAAAGUGCUGUCGAUGCCGCUACGACCAUCUCUACAACCGUUAAAGAGCAGACUAGGGCUGCAAGUGAAAUAUCACCGGUACUUAUUUCCGUUGCACAGGACUGCGAUGACACGUAUAUACGAAAUUCUGAACAUAAUAACGGCAUUGUAGAAACACAAACACCUGCGAUUUUGGUGCCCAUUAUAGGAAUUCAAACGGAGGCCUACCCGCUUCCGAAUAGCCUCUCCACUACUUCUAUCACCUCCAUUGCAUCAACCUAUCCCUCUACUUCUUCACUCCAGUACUUGCACACUGGGUUUUCUGAAAGCUCUACUACAUCUUUAUCGCAUGCGCCUUCGUUCAGCAGCUCUUUAGCAUUGGAGGAGUUGUCUUCAAGUUCCUCUAUAUUUUCAAAAUCUAGGAAAAAUUUGGCCACUAUGAGUGGUCUUGAUUCAGCGUCCAGUCUUAAAGAUCAAUGGAGUACUUCACUUCUUCCUCAAACGUCACAGAAACUUGCGAGACCACUAUUAACAGCAUUAAGCCCCUUACAAAGAAUUACACCAACCAUAAAGGCAGGAGAAAUUGAGAUUACUAGAACGAUAUCCACGUCGAGCAGUACUGCAUCCCUUGCUUCCGCUACGUAUGAAAAUACCACGACCAAAGAUAUGAGCAUAGGAAUGUUUCUUGAUAGGGCGCCAGUAACACAGGAUGCUUGCAUAAAUGAUCAAACGUACAAGGCGAACGCCGUUACCAGAGGCAGACAACAUGAAAGGGCACAAUUCCAUAUAUCUGGAGAUGAUGAGGAUAGUAAGGUUCAAAAGCAAAAAACAGGAGCCCUUAGCACAAAUGCCAAGGUGUCACUACCUCCCAUAGGGCGCAUCCUACAACAAAUUGAUACUUUCAAUAAUGGUCUCUCUUACUCCCACUAA